AUGCCUCAAGACAAUGAGUUCAUGACUAUUUAUGACACUCGUACCGUCAUUAUUAGGGCGACCAAAACCAUGAGGGUAACUGGGACCCUAUCCACAUUCAUUCAUGUGUUCUCUACAUCAAGCAAGACCACUCUCGCAACAAAAACGACUGCUAUUACGAGAACAAGCACCGAGAGGGUAACUAAAAGUCUCACUGCAACGUAUUGGAGUUUACAAACCCUCAGCACUACAGUUACUGAGACCAACAAGUAUGUUGUAACAAAAACCUUGAUUACUACAAGGAUCGUUACAAGAACUGUUCCUAUUACCGAGGUUUAUACCGUUACUUUCACUGGCAUCAAUGCUGUUACGGAGGCAGUUGGCUCCACAGUCACUGUAACUCACGCGACUAUACAAACUGUUUUAUUUACUAUCACAGCUUCAGUCUCAGCCAUCACUGCUACCGCCGAAGCGACAACAAUCUGGGGCUGA
This is a messenger RNA of Fusarium fujikuroi IMI 58289, 471 nucleotides long. RefSeq lists its product as uncharacterized. The transcript has a single exon. NCBI's taxonomy places the organism in Eukaryota, Fungi, Ascomycota, Sordariomycetes, Hypocreales, Nectriaceae. The record is from RefSeq and is a predicted model, not a curated record. Bases 1 to 471 code for a protein of 156 amino acids.